UCUCAUCGUCUGUCUCCGUCUCCCUUCCUUUCUUUCUGUUCCUUUUCCUUCCUCUUCGACAAAAAUACACCUCCUAGUGAGGACCAGCCGCGAUUUCCAUCGGCCUCUUCCAUUAACUUACACAAUUUUAAUCUAUUUCCCAGGGAUAGUCACUGUUGAGCAGUGUUCACUUCAGUCAUUUCUCGUAGAAUCUAAAGCUACUUUUUCUUCUUUCCAUCCAUCAUGAGAGUCAACUCAGCUUGGGCCUUGAUGGCUGCUGCUGUCACGGUCAGCGCGAUGCCCCAGCCCGUCUCCAAGAGAGACCCUUUCCCGGCCGAUGGUACCGUCGUUGGGGGUGUUCCGCAUCGCCCGUUCAGGAUCAGGAGACAAGCAGCAGCACCACCGGCGACGCCUCAAGGCAACCAGCUCAUCCCCGUCGUGGUCGGCGGCCCGCAGGACACCUUCGUGCCGAACCUGAUCCAGGCCCAGGUCGGCGACGUCGUGCAGUUCCAGUUCAGCAACGGUAACCACACCGUGACGCAGAGCGCCGAGGGCUCCGCGUGCCAGCCGCUCCAGGCGCAGAACCCGGCAGCCAUCCACAGCGGCCACAUCCCGUUCCAGGACGGGCAGGCGAUGGUCGGCACUUUCAACAUGCCCAUCACGAGCGCCGACCCCAUGUUCCUGUACUGCGCCACCGGACCGCACUGCCAAGAGGGCCAGGUCCUGGUCAUCAACCCCACCAACGCGAACCAAGUCGUCCAGUACUCCAAGCUGGCGGCGGCGGCAAAAGCCAACGUCGACGGGACUACCGUCUCUGGUGGUGCUGUAGGGCAGAUCCCGCUGGCGAACGCGGCUUUCGUACCGGCACCGGCGGAGCAAGGUGGUGGUGGUGGUGGUGGUGGUGGCGGCGGCGCACCCCCGGGAGGUGGUGCACCUCCUGCUGCUGCCCCGGCUGCUCCGGCGGCUCCGGCCCCCGCAGCUCCUCCAGCCAAUCCCGCCCAAGAUCCGGCCGCAGCGCCGCCGGCCGAAGCCCCGGCCGCCCCACCAGCCGCUUAA
Colletotrichum destructivum is the source of this 1035-nucleotide messenger RNA. Its product is annotated as Putative cupredoxin. The record is from RefSeq and is a predicted model, not a curated record. The transcript is spliced from 3 exons. The coding region runs from base 223 to 1035 and encodes 270 amino acids. Lineage: Eukaryota; Fungi; Ascomycota; Sordariomycetes; Glomerellales; Glomerellaceae.